Molecule: messenger RNA, 669 nt
Organism: Saccostrea echinata
Lineage: Eukaryota; Metazoa; Mollusca; Bivalvia; Ostreida; Ostreidae
Product: heat shock protein beta-1-like
Exons: 1
Coding region: 37-504 (155 amino acids)
Biological process (GO): protein refolding; response to heat
Molecular function (GO): protein folding chaperone
Source: RefSeq, a predicted model, not a curated record
GCUCACUUCAUUUAAGAAAAUCCAAAGAAAACAACCAUGUCGCUGGUUCCUUUGAAUUUUGAGAAAAAUUCACUCUUCUCAAAGUUUCAGAGUGAGUUUGAUAAGAGUUUUGAAGAUUUCGAGAAAGAAUUAUUCAAGUUGAGCCCAUGGGAACAGGACAAAGAUCCAUUUGAUUUGUCUCAUUUUGGGAAAAAUAUGCUGGAACUGGAGAAUCCCAUCGUAGAGGAUAAAAAGGGAAGUAAGAAACUGCAUCUGAAAUUUGACUGCAGUCAAUUCAAACCAGAGGAAGUCACUGUGAAAACUAUGGAUGGAAACAAAUUGACAGUGCAUGCUAAGCAUGAGGAAUCUGGCAAAGGACAAAAGGUUUAUAGAGAAUUUACCAGGUCUUAUGUACUCCCAGAGAGCGUUGAUGCGGGAAAACUGACCUCCACAUUGUCCUCAGAUGGUCACCUGUGUAUUGAAGCACCUGUACCAAAACACGCGACCAAGGCCAUAAAAUCAUGACAUUUCUUUUUCAUUUACAGUGUUGAAUUUGAAUCAUUUCUUUUUUUGUGUUUGGAUAUUGUCUCAUAAUAUUGGUAAGAAGUCUUACGAGCUCGAAUUGUCCAUUUUUUUUUAACUUUAUACAAGAAUUUAUGCUUCAUGAAUCAAUAAAUUUUUUUCUAAAUA